GCCCCGGGUUUCACCGGCGCAUCCCCAGGGGGAGCAGCCGCAUCACCUCCCGAGGCAGCCGCGGAGAAGGAGGAGGAGGUGACGGGGUGACUAUAAUUCCUGCCCGGUCACAUGGGGAAGCCACGACAGGAACUGGGACCGAGCGCGGAAGCAGCAGCGGACGUACCGCGAGGACGGGGCGGGGGGGACAUGGGGACAGUCCCCAAAGUCCCCACGGAUGUGGGCCAAUCCCCGCUUUGGGGCGCUGGUGACCAAUUGGCGGAUGGUGGUGAUCAAAAGCGCAGAUGGAGGUGGAAGCCCGCCCGGCCACCCCCGAGCCCCCCGUCCUACUGAAGAACUACAAGGGGUGCGCCGCGACUGCCCCCGGCGUGCGACCGGCGGCGAAACCGAAAGGGGCUGGAGGUCCCCGGGGAGCCGCCGCUGGGAGCGGCUGCGGGGCUGGAAACGCUCCUACAGCCACCCCGGCACCGACGGCGAUAAGGCUGGCGACAGGGGUGUCCAAGGCCAGCGCGUGCGGGUCCCUGUUCCAAAAGGCCCCUCCAAGGCGCCCAAGGGUACAGGGGACCCGAGGGGGAGACGAGGGGACAAGGCCACCCCUGCAGCAGUACCAGCAUUCCGAGGACAGGAGGAGGCGACACGGUGACAGCGGAGCCAGAGCAGCGCUGGGGGCGCAGGAUGGGGCAGCUCCAGCCAUUUCCUUGAGUCCUGUCCCUGCUCAUGAGAGUGAAGAGAUUGAUGCUGGCCUCUGCACUGCCCCUCAGGAAGAUGUUGAAGAGUUCAGUGAGGUCCGACCUGAGUCUCCUCUUCUCCAGCUGAACAAACCAAGUGUCCUCAGCAGUUUCUCACAGAGCUCCUUGAGACCCUUCCCCAUCUUUGUGACCUCCUGUGGACACUCUGUAAUGGCUUUAUGUCUUUUUUAUAUUGUGGUGUUGCUCAAGGUGAGGCCACCCCAGUGCAGAGCAGAGCGUGACAAUCCCCUCUCCGGCCCAGAGGCCAGGAUGCUGGGCCUGCUGCCCCCAGGACAUGGUGGCACUGCCCGGGCACUGCUGACUCAUGUUCAAUUUGCCCUUGGCCAGGACCCCCAGGUCCCUCCCUGCAGCUGCCCUGCAUCCCCUCCUUCCCCUGUCCAUACGCUAAGCCAGGGUUGCCCAUCCCCAGGGCAGAAUCUGACCCCUCCCUUGUUAAACUCCACACCAUUGGAGAUUGCCCAUCUCUGUUUGGGAGAGACCUCUCUGCCCUCCAGGCAAGUGACAGUUCCUCCCAGUUUGGUGUCAUCAGCAGAUUUACUGAUUAUCCCUUCAAGUCCUGUCUUCACGUCUUUAACAAAGAAGUUGGAGAGCCAGAGCUGCCAAUGGAGCCCUGCAGAACCCUCUGGUGACCACUGCCAGCAUGGUGUCACCCCACUCACUGCCACCCUCAGUGCCUGACCCAUGAGCCAGUUGCUCACCCAUUCCACAAUGUGUUUAUCCAGCAGUGUGCAGGACACUUUGUCUGGAAGCAUUCUGGGAGACACAGUAUCAAAAGCUUUGCUGAAAUCCAGAAAGAUUCCAUCUAGUGGCUUUCCUGGAUCAACCAAGUGGAUUCCCCUGUCAUAGAAGGAAAUUAGAUUUCAUAAGCAGGACUUUUCCCCUCAUGAAGCCGUGCUAACUCUGACUGAUGCCUGCAUUGUCCUCCAGGUGUUUUUCAAUACUUCCCAGAACAAACUUUUCCAUGAUUUUAUUGAGUAUCAGAGUGAGACUGAUAGGCCUGUAGUGUCUGGGAUCCUCCUUGCCCUUGAAAACUGGGACAUUUGCCAGCUUCCAAUCAGCUGGGACUCCUCAAAUCCCAGAUUUGAGCUCUGUGUUUGCUCUGAUUUCUCCAGGGGCAGCAGCCUGCUCACAUCUGCAUGUUUGAGCUUCUAUUCCUCUCAGGCAAACCCACUUUGAGGGCAGUAAUGGUUAAAAGAACAAUUAAAAAUACUUUCUGAUUACAGGCACAAAGUCAUUGCAGAUACAACAAUCUAUUUAGAAACUUUUUAAAGUGGGACUCACAGCUCACAAGUGAAUUGCCAUGAAAGAUUUGAAAAAAAAGUCAAUAGUAAAUUUUUU
Motacilla alba alba is the source of this 2087-nucleotide messenger RNA. RefSeq names its product translation initiation factor IF-2-like. Lineage: Eukaryota; Metazoa; Chordata; Aves; Passeriformes; Motacillidae. The record is from RefSeq and is a predicted model, not a curated record. The transcript is spliced from 4 exons. The coding region runs from base 285 to 1427 and encodes 380 amino acids.